GCCCUGCUCCUUCAGUAAACAAGACUGAAAGCACCGGGAAGUCGCGCAGUAUGCCUGCAGUCACAAGUAAUAACACGGAUUCCUCCACCCCAAAUAAACUGAGCAAACAACGGACACACUAUCGCAUCGACGAAGCGCUCUUCGACGACGACGAGCAGGUGAACCACAUCCGUGGUUCGCGCAUCGCGUACACGACCUUCCAAGGGCUGCCAUCCAUGCAGCGCCAGGUGCUUCCUUCUCUGCAGCUGUCGCCCGCUCAGCUGUUUCUGGUCGCCCACUGCGCCUUCAGCUGCACGCGAACAAGCCCGGAAGAUACGGACGCGCAAAAACCGACCGAUAGAUCCUGCAUGGUGAUUUUCGUUCACUCGCGAGGACUGGCACCCAUGGCGUGCGGACACGGAACAGACCAGGCGUUCGGGCCAUGCACGUACGCCUGAGGAGCUUGCGUACACAUUUGCUGCGUGGUACCAUUAAAACCUGAACAUAUCAAGUUUGCGCAAAUUUUACAGCGUUUCGAGCAAUAACACGUGACGAUGCAUUUUAUUAUGCGAAGUGGUACAUACAGGAGGUGUACGAAAAUAUACAAGAUGGAUAAAGUA
This is a messenger RNA of Dermacentor silvarum, 599 nucleotides long. RefSeq lists its product as uncharacterized. The transcript has 2 exons. The record is from RefSeq and is a predicted model, not a curated record. NCBI's taxonomy places the organism in Eukaryota, Metazoa, Arthropoda, Arachnida, Ixodida, Ixodidae. The coding region runs from base 51 to 437 and encodes 128 amino acids.